This is a messenger RNA of Drosophila persimilis, 841 nucleotides long. Its product is annotated as C-type lectin 37Db. The transcript has a single exon. Gene Ontology annotation, molecular function: signaling receptor activity. Bases 1 to 717 code for a protein of 238 amino acids. The record is from RefSeq and is a predicted model, not a curated record. Lineage: Eukaryota; Metazoa; Arthropoda; Insecta; Diptera; Drosophilidae.
AUGGACAAAAAGUUGGAGGCUCUAGGAAGAGAGUUGGCAAUCCAGCAGGAAUUGAAAAAGAGCUCCCAACAGGUAGAUACUCUCUCACCACUGGCCGAAAUUGAAAAAAACGAAAAACUAGAGGCAGGAUUAGAAAGGAUCCAGCAGGAGUUGGAAAAGAGCUCCAAGCAGAUGGAAGAUACUCUAUCAAAAAUCGCGCAAAUAGACGAAAAGCUAUACACUCAAGGACGACAGAUAGAGAUCCAGCAGGAGUUGACAAAGAUCACCCACAUGCGACUUCAAAGAUUGUUGGUUUUCGAAAAAAUUGGUUCCAAAUACUAUUACAUAGAAAAAAAAAUUAAAAUGAACUGGAGCGAUGCAUUGCACAAAUGCCGUGAGAUGGGAGCUCAUUUGGCGAGUCUGCAAAGCGAGGAUGAGAUAAAGGCACUCUACAGGGUGCUGCAGCCAAACCAGUGGUAUUGGAUAGAUUUGAACGAUAUAAAAAAGGAUAGAGAGUUUAUUUCGGCCACCACUGGCUUGCCGGGAACAUUCUUUCACUGGAAUGAGAACGAACCCAAUAACAAGGACAACUCUGAACACUGCGUCGAGCUAUACACAUUCACAUCCACCUCCCAAUCGUUGAUGAACGACCAAUCGUGCAGUGACGGAAAUUUUUUUAUUUGUCAGACAUCUUGGGAUAAAAUACAACAUAAGACGACUCAGAUUAUAUUACAAUAACAACAAAAAUGUUAAUCCCUCUUAAACUAGCGUGUGAAUUGAUUAUUUAGUUGGGCCGAAAUCCCGGCGGUACUGCAAUACCGGGCCAACCCGCGACAGAGGUGGAGCAAGCCCCUAGCACUCC